GUGAUUGGUCGUGCUGGUACGUCCAUCACAACUGAACAUCGCAGGCAGUCGAGUGAGAGGAACAGGUUGAAAAAGGGCUGGAGGCUUAUAUAUUCAAAUAGUGUUGGUUGCAGAUUGUAACCGGACAUAACCUACAAGCUGGAAGGGCUCAGCGCAGCGUGGGUUCCCAGGGAUCCACUGCCUGAGUGUGGGGAGAGCUGCAGCCGAGAUCCCAGAGACAUGAACCACACCAAGGGCGGCCUGGUCAUCUUCACGGCCAACUCACACCCCUCCAGCCGUGAGCUGGGCAAGAGGAUUGCAGAGCGGUUAGGGGUGGAACUUGGCAAGGUGCAGGUGUACCAGGAGGCUAACAGAGAAACGCGGGUGCAGAUCCAGGAGUCGGUGAGAGGCAAAGAUGUGUUUGUGAUCCAGACAGUGUCCAAAGAUGUGAACACCACCAUAAUGGAGAUGCUGAUCCUGGUGUACGCGUGCAGGACAUCCUGUGCCAGAAGCAUCACAGGCGUCCUCCCUUACUUCCCCUACAGCAAGCAGUGUAAAAUGAGGAAGAGAGGCUCCAUCGUCUCAAAGCUUAUCGCCUCUAUGAUGUGUAAAGCUGGGCUCACCCACCUGAUCACCAUGGACCUCCAUCAGAAAGAGAUUCAAGGCUUCUUCAACAUCCCUGUGGACAAUCUGAGGGCCUCGCCCUUCCUGCUGCAGUACAUACAGGAAGAGAUCCCUGACUACAGAAAUGCUGUGAUUGUGGCCAAAUCGCCAUCCUCUGCCAAAAGAGCUCAGUCGUUUGCUGAGCGGCUGCGUCUGGGUUUGGCUGUGAUCCACGGUGAAGCUCAGGACGCAGAGUCUGACCAGGUGGACGGGCGACACUCCCCACCCACCGUCAAGACCACCGGAGCUAUUCACCCCAGCAUGGAGAUACCAUUGUUGAUCCCUAAAGAGAAGCCUCCCAUCACUGUGGUAGGGGAUGUAGGAGGACGCAUCGCCAUCAUAGUGGAUGACAUCAUCGAUGAUGUUGACAGUUUCGUGGCAGCAGCCGAGACGCUGAAGGAAAGAGGGGCCUACAAGAUCUUCAUUAUGGCCACACACGGCAUCCUCUCCAGUGAUGCCCCCAGGUUCAUAGAGGAGUCGGCCAUCGAUGAGGUGGUGGUGACCAACACGAUCCCCCACGAACUCCAGAAGCUCCAGUGUCCAAAGAUUAAAACAGUCGACAUCAGCAUGAUCCUGUCGGAGGCCAUCCGCCGCAUCCACAACGGAGAGUCCAUGUCCUACCUGUUCCGCAAUAUCGGAGUGGAUGACUGAACGUGUUACACACACACAUGCACACACACACAUGCAGGAACAUACACACCAUUUGCCUUUUCGGAUCUUUUCAGAAAAAAACAUAGGGCUGAAUGUCAAACACUGAAAUUGCUACAGACACAAAAAUAUCCAUUUCUUACUUGUAUACUAACAUUUAAUGCUAACCCUUUCCUAACAUAGGUGAUGAUGUAUCACAUACACACACACACACUCAAUCAGGUCACUCUGUGUCCUGAGUGGUUGUGAAUAGACUACUGCUCAUCUCUCCAAUGGCUGCUGUCUUGUCUAAAUGUACACACCUCAGUUUUUUGUACUCCUGUCACAUUCUGACUCCCCGGUUUUGUCCCCUCCAUCUCGUCUGCAUUUCUCCUCCACAUGUGUUUCUACAGAAAUGUAAUGAAUUCAUGUUGAUGUUAAAUCUUAGUGGUGGAACAAGAUAUUUGUUAGCGUUGAAUGUCUUUCGCAGCACAAUCUCCAUUACUCAUCGUGUCGGAAAGAGAGUCAGUGCCUUCUACAGGACAUGCUCGCAACACACUGCUCCCAUACAGAGCCGUGUCUAUGCUUACAGAGCUAAUUCAUUAUGGCCAUUGUAAUUAACCCACGAACAUUCAGGUUCACAGCCAAUCAACACAUGCAGAGUAUCGGAGUGCACGUUUAACCCUCCGUCAGAUUUCUGUUUAUUUACGUAGCGUGUGAAUGUGCUGCUAAUAUAGUCCGUGGUUGCCAUAGCUCGUAGAUGCUAAUCCGGUGUCAAACUUCUAAAUGCUAAACUGAACUGGAAUCGGUACAAGAAAUGCUCUCAGUCUGGUUAAUUGGAUGUCAGAAACAUUUUGUGGCAAUGUUACUUGUCAAAUCUUUUUUUAUUAUUUUUUUUUUUUUCACAAGUCAUCCAUAUAACACUGUGUGCCAUCAUUUCAUGCCUGCCAUUUUAAAUAUUCGUUCAUGCCACAAAUGAGCAGCUGUCUCCUCGCUAGAGGGCUCUUGACUAAAAGCAUCUCAUGAAUAAACUGUUCCUUAAGGUCACACUUCCACAAUUGAAUUAAUUGCAGUUUUACUCUCUGGUUUGAAAUGGAUGGUUGUUCUUAAAUGGGUAAAUGUCUUUGAUCCUGAAAUCAAUAUAAAUGAACAUGUUACACACAUUCUACCUUAGUUUUUGGGAAAAAAAACAAAAACCAAGUUCCAAACUGCAGCUAAAGUUGGAAAAGUAAAGUGAAACUUUUUUCUGAUGAGCAAAACUUGACUGAAGCAGGUCUUUGUCACUUAACCAGAUGUGUUCCAAAAAUGUUUUGUAUUUAUUUUCAGCACUUAACGGAAUAAAUAUGACCUGAGAAGGUAAAGAAGG
This is a messenger RNA of Acanthopagrus latus (yellowfin seabream), 2635 nucleotides long. RefSeq names its product phosphoribosyl pyrophosphate synthase-associated protein 2. Gene Ontology annotation, cellular component: cytoplasm; ribose phosphate diphosphokinase complex. Bases 220 to 1293 code for a protein of 357 amino acids. NCBI's taxonomy places the organism in Eukaryota, Metazoa, Chordata, Actinopteri, Spariformes, Sparidae. Gene Ontology annotation, biological process: purine nucleotide biosynthetic process; 5-phosphoribose 1-diphosphate biosynthetic process. Gene Ontology annotation, molecular function: magnesium ion binding; ribose phosphate diphosphokinase activity. The transcript is spliced from 11 exons. The record is from RefSeq and is a predicted model, not a curated record.